CAGUAGGGAAAAUAGAAAAUUGGCGAGAAAGAAUUGGUGCUCGGGUGUGGCCGGAGAAUAGUUUGCUCUAGCUCGACCGGCCCAACCAGCUCAAGCCACUUCAAGUCCCCGGUACCGGAGCGUUACUUGACUGCCCUAAAACGAUUGCGGUGAAGAUGGGAGACCGGGGCUGACCGGGCUAUUAAUAAACUUACGUCAGCAGCGUAAGGUGAACCUUUGGUGUAACACCAGUUGUAACUUUCGACCCCACAUUCAAUCCAGGAACUGACGUGCAGGGAAUCUUCCCUGUCGCGACUCGCGAUUCACUUUUGUGGCUUUGGGAAUAAGUUUCAAUCUCCAAAGAUUGAUGACUUGAAGUUUUUAUGGGCUGCAGCACCUUCUAAUUCGUAAUAGGGGAAAGCAGAUUAAUGCCUGCAUAUCAAGACAUGCCAAUUGUCACUUUCUAUACUAUCGGAUAAAAUCCAACGAGGCAGCGAAGACAAGAUUGAAGAACAAGAAACACAACAUCCGUGGUACAUAUCUAGGUAUCUAGGUAUCUAGAUAUAUAAGACAUCAAAUCUAAACAUCUUUCUACUUCACCCCGGUUGUCCCCCUCAAGACUCGAUACCAUGUCCACUCUCGCGCCAUUAUCGUCGAAUAGGCCAGUAUCCUCCCGCAGCUUCGCCUUGGUCUCUUCCUCCUCUUCAUCAGAUAGCGAAGAUGACGCACCUCUCCCUUUUCCCACCGCCCUCCCGCGUUCCGACUUUCUCGUCCCAGACUUCGACCCGGCAGAAUACCUCUCCUCUCUCGCAAAUCGCCAUCAGACGCUCGAAGACCUCAGAUCCGACCUCCGAGAACGCAGCGCCGCCAUCAGCACCGAGCUCCUAGAACUGGUCAAUUCGAACUACACUAGCUUCCUAAGUCUAGGCGACGAGUUGAAAGGUGGCGAGGAGAAGGUAGAGGAUGUUCGAGUGGCAUUGCUAGGAUUUCGGCGAGCCGUGGAAGAGAUCAAGGGCAGAGUACGAGAGAGGGGGUCUGAAGUUGCAGGUUUAAACCAGGACUUAUCUAGCGUGAGAGGCGAGAUUGAAACCGGGAGAAAGAUGCUAGAACUUGAUGAGAGGAUAUCUACGCUUGAGGGUCGGCUAGCGAUCGGAAGUAUAGGACCUGACAGUGACGACAGCGACGAAGACGACGAAGAUGGAGACGAGUUAGACGGGGCGGUAGGGAGCAGCUCGGCGAAAUUAGCACAGCUGGCGAACGAAUACGUCACUAUAGAUGAGUUGGCCGACGAUAUAGGGAGAGAUACACCAUUCGUGCGGAAAAUGGAGGAGAGGUUAAUAAGGUGUCGAAACACCGUCCUCUUAGACCUUGGCGCCGCGUUGAAGGAAGCCAAACAGGCAGGCGGCAAAGGGCAAGCAAAGCUCCUUAAGCUGAUGGGAAUCUAUUCCCUACUAGAUGCUCAAGCAGAGGCAGUCAAGACAUUGAAGAGCAAGUGACUAGACAAGAUCAACGACAUUUAACGAGUUGAUACGCAAAUCAUAUCAUAGCAAGAUACCCAAGCA
Messenger RNA from Annulohypoxylon truncatum, 1541 nucleotides. RefSeq names its product oligomeric golgi complex component, COG2-domain-containing protein. Gene Ontology annotation, biological process: protein transport; intra-Golgi vesicle-mediated transport; Golgi organization. Lineage: Eukaryota; Fungi; Ascomycota; Sordariomycetes; Xylariales; Hypoxylaceae. The record is from RefSeq and is a predicted model, not a curated record. Gene Ontology annotation, cellular component: COG complex; membrane. The transcript has a single exon. The coding region runs from base 609 to 1475 and encodes 288 amino acids.